This is a messenger RNA of Boeremia exigua, 848 nucleotides long. RefSeq lists its product as uncharacterized. Bases 1 to 843 code for a protein of 280 amino acids. The record is from RefSeq and is a predicted model, not a curated record. The transcript is spliced from 4 exons. NCBI's taxonomy places the organism in Eukaryota, Fungi, Ascomycota, Dothideomycetes, Pleosporales, Didymellaceae.
AUGAUGUUUCGACUCUUUCCUGUGUUCGUGGCGGCGAUGCUGUUCUUUCCCUUGGCUUUCGCAGCUGUCGCGGCUGUCGCAGCCAACAACAGUCUCAACGUCUCUGUCAACGUCUACAAUGUGUCCGAUCCCGACCUCGUGCAGAUUGCGUACAGCGCUCUCCCAGAUGAGGGCCGGAUGCCGAGAAAAUGGCAAGGCGAGGCAACCAUCGAGGUCUACAUGGGGUCGGACUUUGUCAACAACGUUGGCUACGUGACCGGCUCAAAACUCUAUCACGUCAUUCAACAGAGUCUCAGGAAAGACUGCCCGCAUCGGUUUUUUAUCUUUCCGAAGCACAAAUGCGCGGGCAAUUGGUGGUCCUUUCCAACUCGGUAUCGAGAAGACUCCGGCAAAGUCACUGGCACCACCAACCAGAUUCACGUUGUUCACUCAUACUUCGAGAACGAACAGAUCCGUAAUCUGUUGAUCGGAUCUCUUGCUGCCGCUUACGAAGCCUCCACCACCCUAGACCGUAAUUGUUACUACGCUCGGGAUGAGGAAGCUGGUAACCGCUAUUGCAACGUCCCUCUGAAAGUCGGCGCAUACACGGAAGAUAGUCACAUCUAUAUGGAGCUAACUUCCGACAUCUUGAACGAUAACGAUGGUCUCUGGAAAUGUUGUGAGACUAGGGACUUUGUGGACGCGAGAUUGGAUGAGCUUAUGGGCGAGUUCAAGAGCGUCUACCCCACUCCGCGAGGCAGAAACAGGUUUGUUGCCUGCCAUCUUGGAUGCAGGGAAGAUCAACGAGAGUGGAACGUUGAUGUAGACGAAGCUCUGGUCCAACUCAAAAUAACUGGCAUGUAGGAAGA